Penicillium odoratum is the source of this 1101-nucleotide messenger RNA. RefSeq names its product cyclin-dependent serine/threonine-protein kinase phoA. Gene Ontology annotation, cellular component: cytoplasm; nucleus. NCBI's taxonomy places the organism in Eukaryota, Fungi, Ascomycota, Eurotiomycetes, Eurotiales, Aspergillaceae. Gene Ontology annotation, molecular function: cyclin-dependent protein serine/threonine kinase activity; ATP binding. Gene Ontology annotation, biological process: protein phosphorylation. The coding region runs from base 1 to 1101 and encodes 366 amino acids. The transcript has 3 exons. The record is from RefSeq and is a predicted model, not a curated record.
AUGGAGCGACUCAGGGAUUCUGCAGUCCGCCCUUUCAAGACUACACUUGUCUCCCCUGGCUCCUUUCUCUUCUCCAACCCUGUGAAGCCAUCCGUCACAUCACAACCCCUCAGAAUGGAUAAAUCCCAACAACCCAGCUCCUUUCAGCAGCUGGAAAAGCUCGGUGAAGGCACUUAUGCCACUGUUUUCAAAGGGCGCAAUCGCCAGACUGGCGAGAUGGUUGCGCUGAAGGAAAUUCACCUCGACUCAGAAGAAGGAACACCAUCCACCGCUAUUCGUGAGAUCUCAUUGAUGAAAGAGCUGAAGCAUGAGAGUAUUGUGUCGCUCUACGAUGUCAUUCACACUGAGAAUAAGCUGAUGCUGGUGUUCGAAUUCAUGGACCGAGAUCUGAAGAGAUACAUGGACACCCGAGGUGAUCGGGGUCAAUUGGAUCCAGUCACCAUCAAGUCUUUCAUGCACCAGUUGCUGAAGGGUAUUGCUUUCUGCCACGAGAACCGGGUCCUCCACCGAGACUUGAAACCACAGAAUCUGCUCAUUAACAAGAAGGGUCAGUUGAAGCUGGGAGAUUUUGGCUUGGCUCGGGCCUUUGGUAUUCCGGUCAACACCUUCUCGAAUGAGGUUGUCACUCUGUGGUACCGGGCACCCGACGUUCUCUUGGGCAGCCGCACCUACAACACCAGCAUUGACAUUUGGUCAGCCGGUUGCAUCAUGGCCGAGAUGUACACGGGCCGUCCACUCUUCCCGGGCACCACAAAUGAAGACCAAUUGUUGAAGAUUUUCCGGUUGAUGGGAACGCCAUCUGAAAGGUCGUGGCCCGGCAUCUCCCAGCUGCCGGAGUACAAGCCCACUUUCCACAUCUAUGCGACACAGGACCUUGGCUUGAUCCUGCCUCAAAUCGAUCAGAUGGGUUUGGAUCUCUUGAUGCGCAUGCUUCAGCUGCGUCCGGAGAUGCGCAUCAGUGCUAGUGAUGCUCUGCAGCACCCGUGGUUCCAAGAUUUGACCCAGCUCCAGGCGGCUCAACAUCAGCAGCAACAGCAGCAACAACAACAACAACAGAUAGCUGGUUAUGGGGGCAUGGUCCCGCCUCAGUCUGCCUACUAA